This is a messenger RNA of Hibiscus syriacus, 852 nucleotides long. Its product is annotated as inactive protein RESTRICTED TEV MOVEMENT 2-like. NCBI's taxonomy places the organism in Eukaryota, Viridiplantae, Streptophyta, Magnoliopsida, Malvales, Malvaceae. The record is from RefSeq and is a predicted model, not a curated record.
AUGGCUGAGAGAUCAAGAGCCAACGUAUCUGCAACUUAUGAGGAUUUCCAACUCCAGGUUGAACGAAAGGAAGAUCAAGAAGCAAAUUUUCUAAUCACUCACCUUCCAGGUUUCUCCAAAGAGCAGAUUAGUGUCACCUAUGUGGACUCCUCUCGAACGAUUAAAGUGCAGGGGGAGCGAGCACUUGAGAAGAACAAACGACGACGUUUCAACCAGGCCUUCCCUGUUCCAGAAGAUUGUGUCAAAGAAAAAAUGCACGCUACUUUUAGAAAUAGUAUCCUUACCAUUACAAUGCCUAAACAGACAAUUACUCAAACAGGUUCCGUGCAAGAUGCAAAUGCCAAUAAAGAAACAACACUUCCCAUGGCUGCUUCAAUGACGUCCUCCGUUGUUGAAAAGCAAACAGACGAAAAAGUUUUGCCUCCCCAAACCCCUCGAAACGCCAUAACUGAUCAGCCUAAAGCAUCAAUGGAAAUGGGUCGUCAACAAAAUGUAAAUGCUCCUCCGAAGGUGCAGCUAUCAGUGAGACAAGAAGAAACACAAAAGAAUGCUGCUGCUGCUGCUGCCAUUGCAACUAGCACAAAGCAAGCCGAAGAGAGGACUGCGGGGUCUACCUCUACGGCUGCCGUAGAAGAGAAGAAGCGGCCGAAGAAAGUUGAAAGCAGCUUCCUGGGGAGAGCCAAGGGAAUGAAAAGAAUGGAAACCAUAAUGAAGAGCGUAAAGAGAAUUGCCACGGACGAUUACGAAGAUCGACAGAAUCUGAUGAAUAUAGGGGUGUCGGUUUUGGUGGUUGUGGCACAUGGGGUUUAUAUCACCAACAGUUAUCGAUCAUCUGGACAAGCCGAAGAUUAG